GUUGGAGAGGGAGGGGCGAGCGGUUACUCACUCCAUGGCUGCGGGGAGAGGCGGCGGCGGCGGCGGCCUCGGCUGAACGGUCGGUGGGAGCAGAGUGCUGGCGCGGAAGAACAGACAGAUGUCCUGCCUCGCUGGCCGGUCUCAUCAUUAACCACCAUGAAGACCGCGAAGGACCUGGCUUCUCUGGCCUAACAAGGCAGUAGGACAAAGCUAUCACCAUUUGCCCUGAUUCUGCCUGCACCAGAGGAUGACUUCCAUUUCAGGCUGACCAGAAAGGCCAUGGGUGCCAGGAGAGCCCCCCAAAGACCAGCAUGCACCCCGCUGCUUGUCUUUGUGGCCAGCAUCCUUGGCCUGGCUGCCUCUCUGGACUGGAAGGUGGCCUCCAGCCUGAAUCCCUUUGAGAAGUGCAUGGAGGAUCCUGAUUAUGAGCAGCUACUCAAGGUGGUGACCUUGGGCCUCAAUCGGACCUCGCAGCCCCAAAAGGUGAUCAUUGUUGGUGCAGGUGUGGCUGGGCUGACAGCUGCCAAGGUGCUCAGUGACGCAGGACACAAGGUCACCAUCCUGGAGGCAGAUAAUAGAGUUGGGGGCCGCAUCUUCACCUUCCGGGAUGAGAAGACAGGCUGGAUAGGGGAGCUGGGGGCCAUGCGAAUGCCUAGUUCCCACAGGAUCCUGCACAAGCUCUGUAGGAGCCUGGGCCUCAACCUGACUCAGUUCAUCCAGUAUGAUGAGAAUACGUGGACGGAGGUGAAUGAAGUGAAGCUUCGAAACUAUGUGGUGGAGAAGAUGCCAGAAAAGCUGGGCUACGACCUGAGCCACAGGGAGAGAGGCCAUUCCCCAGAGGACAUCUACCAGAUGGCACUCAACAAGGCCGCCAAGGACCUCAAGGCUCUAGGCUGCAAGAAAGCCAUGAAGAAGUUCAACAGGCAUACGCUCCUGGAAUACCUCCUUGGGGAGGGCAACCUGACCCGGCCAGCCGUGCAGCUCCUGGGAGACGUCAUGUCCAAGGAAGGCUUCUUCUACCUCAGCUUCGCUGAGGCAUUACGUGCCCAUAGCUGCCUGAGCGACCGACUUCGGUACAGCCGCAUCGUGGGUGGCUGGGACCUGCUGCCGCGGGCGCUGCUGAGCUCAUUUUCCGGGCGGGUGCUGCUGAAUGCGCAGGUAGUGGCGAUCACUCAGGGGAUUCAUGACGUGCGCGUGCACAUCUCCACUUCGCUACAGUCUCGCAGCCUAAAGGUGCUGACCAGCGACCUGGUACUGGUGACGGCCAGCGGGCCAGCGCUGCAGCGCAUCUCCUUCUCGCCGCCGCUGACACGCAGGAGGCAGGAGGCGCUGCGUGGGCUGCACUACGUGGCAGCUAGCAAGGUUUUCCUCAGUUUUCGUCGGCCCUUCUGGCUCGAGGAGCACAUCGAGGGCGGCCACUCCAACACCGACCGCCCAGCGCGCCUCAUAUUCUAUCCGGCGCCGGACGAGGGCGCACUGCUACUGGCCUCGUACACGUGGUCGGAUGCUGCAGCCCCCUUCGCCGGCCUGAGCACAGACCAGGCCCUGCGUCUGGCACUCAAGGACGUGGCAGCCCUGCAUGGGCCGGUCGUGUUCCGACUGUGGGAUGGCACAGGCAUAGUCAAGCGCUGGGCAGAGGACCCGCACAGCCAGGGCGGCUUUGUGGUACAGCCGCCAUCGCUCGGGCAUGGGGAUGAGGAUUAUGACUGGUCAUUCCCCUAUGGCCGCAUUUACUUCGCGGGCGAGCACACGGCCCAUCCACAUGGCUGGGUAGAGACCGCUGUCAAGUCCGCGUUGCGGGCCGCGGUGAAGAUCAAUAAGCACUGGUCCAGGGUACCCAGCUCCGAGAAGCAGGCCGUUCUCCAGAGGAUGGAGCACAUACACAUCAGCGAGGAUGAGCAGCAACAGGAGGAAAGCCCCGAGGGACAUGUGUUUGUGGAGGCCAUCCCCCAGUUGCAGGAGCACGUAACCGUGGAGACCAUUCCCCAGGGGGAGGGGCAUGUCCAUAUACACCAGAAUAUCCCCUCACACGUGCAUGAGAAAGUCUUCCCUGACGUGCACGUGCAUGUGCACGAGAAAGUCUUCCCUGAAGGGCACGGGCACGUGCACGAGAAAGUCUUCCCUGAAGGGCACGGGCACGGGCAUGUGCACGAGAAAGUCUUCCCCGAAGGGCACGUGCAUGUGCACGAGAAAGUCUUCCCUGAAGGGCACGGGCAUGUGCACGAGAAAGUCUUCCCCGAAGGGCACGGGCAUGUGCACGAGAAAGUCUUCCCUGAAGGGCAUGGGCAUGUGCAUGACAAGGUCAUCCCCGAAGUGCAUGGCCACGUGCACCCCGGGGGACAUGGGCAAGUGGAAUCUGGCUCCCAGCGGUACCGCACAAAGUGGAAUCUGGCUCCCGGCGGCAUGGGCACAUGCACUCUUCGUGCAAAAGGGAAGCACCUAACCCCCAACCCAGUCCUCUCUAGAGCAGGCCACCCACAGUAAUAGACCACAAUAAAUUUUUUU
Onychomys torridus (southern grasshopper mouse) is the source of this 2505-nucleotide messenger RNA. It is a transcript of the gene Il4i1, whose product is annotated as interleukin 4 induced 1. Gene Ontology annotation, molecular function: polyamine oxidase activity; L-amino-acid oxidase activity. Lineage: Eukaryota; Metazoa; Chordata; Mammalia; Rodentia; Cricetidae. Gene Ontology annotation, biological process: amino acid catabolic process. Bases 280 to 2484 code for a protein of 734 amino acids. The transcript is spliced from 9 exons. The record is from RefSeq and is a predicted model, not a curated record.